UCGACUCAGCUGGUCUUUGACGACCGACAGUCAACAAUGGAGGAAGCCAACAUUAGACAGGUUUCCGUGGAAGGAUACGACACAAAAUGCAUUUUUUGCAAGAUUGUCAACAACGAAAUGGGCACGGAACUCCUCCACUGUGAUGAAGAGAUUUCAUGUUUUCGAGACAUCAAACCUGGAGCUCCGCACCAUUACCUGGUGGUUCCUACUAAACAUGUUGGCAACUGCAAAUCACUCAGCAAACACCAUGUGCCUCUAGUAAGACGCAUGGUGGAGUUGGGAAAGGAGACCCUGCAGAAGAACAAUGUGACAGAUCUCAGUGACGUCAGGUUUGGUUUCCAUUGGCCCCCAUUCUGUUCUGUCACACAUCUACAUCUUCAUGUUCUGGCACCUGUAAGCCAGAUGGGCUUCAUAUCUCGCCAAAUCUACAGACUAAAUUCCUAUUGGUUUAUUACAGCUGACCAACUGAUAGAGCUUCUCAAUUCCAAACAGGAAACCAACUGAUUACGUAUGCUGCAUCCAAUUUUGCAUCGACAGUUUGAGGUGACUCAGAGAUCUGUGGUUCCAUUCCAAAUAUCACAUUUGAUGCUGCAGAUGAUUUUAAUGGUAACAAAUAAUCAUAAAUUACUUAUGUAAAUAUUUCCAUAUCUACCAACAAGCAUGAUUACAUUUGAAGUUGGAAUUAACUUUAAAACAGGUAUGAAAAUGUUGAUAUUCGAUGAAAGUACUGUUGUACUGAAGGAAAGAUGCUUGAAUCAAUGACACUUUAUCAUGACUUGCAGGAACAUACAAGGACUACCUCAGCUAUGUCGCAUCAUUACUGCUGAGGUAUUUAGUAACGUUGGAAACAAGAGUUGCAGCGUCAAGUAGCAUCUGCAUGAACUAUUAAUAAGUCUGCUUUUAAGUGAUAACACGAAAGUAAUCCUGACACUGAAAAUUAAGUAUGCCAAAGGAUCCGUGCAAGUAUUCGUUUAGCUUGGUAAUAUAUCUGGAUGUGACAUUUGAUUAUACUGACAAAGUGAUUGGUUGUGUUGUGUUGUGUUAAUGGAAUGUAAAGACAGGGAUAAUACAGUCAUCUCUCGCCACAUCGCGCGUCAAACAUUUUAACUUCACCACAUCGCUAAUUUUUAUUUUGUAUUUUAAAGCACUUACUUUUGUCCUAAAUUAAGCAUUUUCAAGCAUACAAUGUAUUGUCCUCAAUAGGAGACCAAACCAAGCUGUUCAGUUAUGUGGCCACUAAUUGGCUCACCCCCAGGCAGCAAUACACAAUUGGAUUAAAAUAGUGUAAAGGUGGUCUAGAGGGCUCUCAUAAUGUUGAAAACAAUAUUUAAAAGAUAUUUAGAACUGUUUUUAUGUUUUAUUAAUGGACAUCUUUGAUUCAUAUGAAUUGAUUCCUACUUUGCGGAAAUUCGUUGUAAUGGCAGUCAUGUCCGGAAACAUUUAUCACCGAUAAACAAGAGACGACUGUACUCUCUAAUCCAGUGGUUCUCAACAUUUUUUCAGUGAUGUACCACUUGUGUACAUGUAUUUAAUUCAAGUACCCCCUAAUCAGAGCAAAGCAUUUUUGGUUGAAAAAAAGAGAUAAAGAAGUAAAAUACAGCACUAUGUCAUCAGUUUCUGAUUUAUUAAAUUGUAUAACAGUGCAAAAUAUUGCUCAUUUGUAGUGGUCUUUCUUGAACUAUUUGGGAAAAAAGAUAUAAAAAUAAAUAAAAACUUGUUGAAAAAUAAACAAGUGAUUCAAUUAUAAAUAAAGAUUUCUACACAUAGAAGUAAUCAUCAACUUAAAGGGCCCUCUUUGGGGAUUGUAAUAGAGAUCCAUCUGGAUUCAUGAACUUAAUUCUAAACAUUUCUUCACAAAAAAAGAAAUCUUUAACAUCAAUAUUUAUGGAACAUGUCCACAAAUAAUCCAGCUGUCAACACUGAAUAUUGCAUUUCUUUUCACAGUUUAUGAAUUUACAUUCAUAUUUUAUUGAAGUACUAUUCAAAAAAUAUAUUUAUAAAAUAUUUUUUAAUUGUUGCUAUUUUUACAAUAUUUUUUUUAAAUCUCACGUACCCCUUGGCAUACCUUCAAGUACCCCCAGGGAUACGCGUACCCCCAUUUGAGAACCACUGCUCUAUGUGUCAAUGUAUGCACUUUAAGAAACAUUAAUAUAAGGUUUCUUUUUUGUAAUUAAAUAUUAAACACACUCUUUCUA
Molecule: messenger RNA, 2195 nt
Organism: Nerophis ophidion (straightnose pipefish)
Lineage: Eukaryota; Metazoa; Chordata; Actinopteri; Syngnathiformes; Syngnathidae
Gene: hint3
Product: histidine triad nucleotide binding protein 3
Exons: 5
Coding region: 37-504 (155 amino acids)
Molecular function (GO): catalytic activity
Source: RefSeq, a predicted model, not a curated record